CCAAUAUAGUUGAACAUUUUUCCAACUGAACAAUCUGAAACUCUCUUUUCCUUUGCAGAUAGAGAGUCUCUCGAACUCCUCCUCUAUUUGAUCUGUGAAUAAUGGCGGAACAAAGCGAUACGGUGUCGUCUAGCUCUAAUCAAUCUUCUACUAUUCAAAGUUCGUCUCAUGACAACCUCAACAAGCAACCCCAGGUGCAGGCAUUCUCUGGUUUUCAAGCAUACCCAUAUGGGGAUUUUCAGAUGUAUCCAAUUGUAUACCCUGCACUGGUACCAGGGUUAACUUCUAUACAAACUCAGGAAGAAAUGAAUCGCGGAGCUGGCAUUUAUGCAGUGCCUGUUCCACCAUUUAUGGGGCCAAUUGCCGGACUUCCAUCAAAUACCCUCGUUCCUCUUACUUACAAUAUACCCACCAGGUCGACUCAUGAUGCUGGGGCAGUCAGUGAUCACGGGCAAGGGGGACAACAGCCACAACAGCAGCAACAGCCUGCACCUCAAAGACAAGUUGUUGUGAGGAGAUUUCAGAUUGCAUUUCAGCUUGAUUUGUUACUUAUACUUAAACUAGCAGCUGUGAUCUUUUUGUUCAACCAAGAUGGAUCGAGGCAAAGACUAGUUGUCCUCGUGUUCUUUGCUUCACUUGUCUAUUUAUAUCAAACUGGAGCUCUCACACCAUUAGUACAAUGGCUCUCGCAGAGCAUGCAAAGAGCAGCUCAACCUCCACGUCCACCCAGGCCUGUUGUUAGAGCGGACAAUGUUCCUGCUGCCGCAAGGCAGAAUGAGAAUGUUGCUUUAGCAGAGGGGCAAGCUGGAGCUGAUAAUGAAAAUCGUGCUGCAGGGGAUGGUAACCAGGCCAACGAGAAUGGAAAUGUAGCAGAACCCAGAGGAGUUAAUGGUGGUAACUGGUGGGGAAUUGUGAAGGAGAUUCAGAUGAUUGUAUUUGGGUUCAUUACCUCUCUUCUACCAGGCUUUCACAACAUAGAUUAGAUCAUACUUUAGCAGGCUAACCAACGUUAUGAACCAGCAUAUAGAAGCUGGAUACAGUUGUUUUGUCGUUUUUUCGUUUCUUUUUGAAAUAAUGUAAGAAGUGUCAUCCUGUUUAUUUAUAGAUAUAACUUCCAGAUAUAUAUCUCUGCAAUUAUGGCUUGCAUGUUGAUUUUCAAA
This is a messenger RNA of Jatropha curcas, 1160 nucleotides long. RefSeq lists its product as uncharacterized. The record is from RefSeq and is a predicted model, not a curated record. NCBI's taxonomy places the organism in Eukaryota, Viridiplantae, Streptophyta, Magnoliopsida, Malpighiales, Euphorbiaceae.